AGCUGCACGGAAAAAUUAAAUUAAUAUUUAAGCGAAGUAUUACUGCUGAAAAUGCACACAAGACUUUCACCGCCAAAUUAAAAACAACGAACAUGGGAGCGGUUAAUAUUGUGCCGCUGCUGCUUUUGUAUUACUUUGGCUGUGCUAUUGCUGUUGCACUGCAAGCUUUGGCGCCACCGGAGUUGCCAUCCGCCCGUAUUGUCGGUGGUAAGAAUGCGGCCGAAGAUCAAUUUCCUCAUCAAGUGUCGUUGCAAGUUGCAGGCCAGCACUACUGCGGAGGCUCAAUCAUAUCUGCCAACUAUGUGGUAACAGCGGCGCACUGUGUGAUCGGCGAUCAAGGGCAGACGCUACCAGCUUCAAUGUUAACGUUACGCGCUGGCUCCACGCAGAUCCACUCGGGCGGUGUGCUCGUACGUAUCGCAAAAAUUAUUAUCCAUCCACUGUAUGUCAGCAACAUAAAUGACAUUGCACUGCUGCGCUUAAGUACACCGCUCACAUUCAGCAAAAGCAUUAAAGCAAUACCAUUAGCAAUCUCCAAUCCACCUACUGGUGCCUCAGUCAUUGUAUCGGGUUGGGGUAAUCUGCGUCAGAAUGGAGCUCAACCCACACAUCUCCAAUAUACGACAUUGCGCACGAUAAGUACACUUCAGUGCCGACGGCAAAUUGCUUAUGUACCAACCUCAGUCAUCUGUUUGGCUCAUACCUCUGGAAAUGGUAUCUGCUAUGGUGAUUCUGGUGGACCAGCUAUCUAUAAGGGUAAAUUAAUUGGUGUGGCAAACUUCAUUAUAAGAGAAUGUGGAUUGAGUUUUCCGGAUGGUUAUGCCAAGAUUUCAUUCUUCCGCAGCUGGUUGCGAGAGAACACAGAUUUGUAGUGUGAAUUUAAUAGGUGAUAAGUAAAUGUAAAGCGCAAUGUACCUAGGUAUGCAAUUAAUUUUUUACUAAGUUGACAACAAAAAAUACACUAUAGUAGAUAAAAAAAAU
Rhagoletis pomonella (apple maggot) is the source of this 981-nucleotide messenger RNA. Its product is annotated as serine protease SP24D-like. The coding region runs from base 93 to 872 and encodes 259 amino acids. Gene Ontology annotation, molecular function: serine-type endopeptidase activity. The transcript is spliced from 2 exons. The record is from RefSeq and is a predicted model, not a curated record. Gene Ontology annotation, biological process: proteolysis. NCBI's taxonomy places the organism in Eukaryota, Metazoa, Arthropoda, Insecta, Diptera, Tephritidae.